UCUCAGACACGUGUACAGGGAAAGCAGGAAGUGGAGCUGAUCAGCUGCAGCUGGGCAGAGGAAGCGGUGGGAUGAUCGAAGGAUACAGUCCUGUGGUGCAGUCCCUGCUGGGGACUUUGUUCACAUGGGGUCUGACGGCGGCCGGCUCGGCUUUGGUCUUUGUCUUCUCCACGGGCCAGAGACGGAUCCUGGAUGGCAGUUUGGGGUUUGCCGCUGGGGUGAUGUUGGCAGCCUCCUAUUGGUCUCUCCUGGCCCCAGCUAUUGAGAUGUCGUCGGAGUAUGGAAGCCUGGCUUUCCUCCCUGCCGCCGUUGGUUUCUCCUUGGGGGCCGGCUUUGUGUAUUUUGCUGACCUGCUUCUUCCGGCACUGGGCAUAAGUGACGACCCUUACUCUGCCGUUGGUUACGACUCCAGACCGCCAAAGGAGAAAGACGAAGGAUUAUCGUAUGGAGAUCGCGAACUCAGUAUUCGAAUAGGUAGAGGCGUCUCUCACAAAGAUAAGUUUGAGAAUGGUGAUGUUUACCAGAGGAAAAAGGGGGCCCAUUCUUCUCCUGGAGAUGACCUGUCACUGCUGAGCGCCCGAGAACCCGCCAACAAAGGUGGGAACAGCUGGAGGCGGAUCAUGCUUCUCAUCCUGGCCAUCACCAUACACAACAUUCCAGGUAAGACUCAUGUCUGGUCAUCUGCAAUCAUCAUCACCAAUGGUUGGGAAUGGUUCGCCAAAGAGUCUGUAUAGAAAACCACUGGUCAU
Messenger RNA from Rana temporaria (common frog), 749 nucleotides. It is a transcript of the gene SLC39A11, whose product is annotated as solute carrier family 39 member 11. Gene Ontology annotation, molecular function: zinc ion transmembrane transporter activity. Gene Ontology annotation, cellular component: membrane. Gene Ontology annotation, biological process: zinc ion transmembrane transport. The record is from RefSeq and is a predicted model, not a curated record. The transcript has 6 exons. NCBI's taxonomy places the organism in Eukaryota, Metazoa, Chordata, Amphibia, Anura, Ranidae. The coding region runs from base 72 to 734 and encodes 220 amino acids.